Molecule: messenger RNA, 819 nt
Organism: Olea europaea var. sylvestris
Lineage: Eukaryota; Viridiplantae; Streptophyta; Magnoliopsida; Lamiales; Oleaceae
Exons: 4
Coding region: 1-819 (272 amino acids)
Source: RefSeq, a predicted model, not a curated record
AUGAGAAGCCAAGAAUAUGAUGGUGCUAAUAAUAUACAGGGCGCUCGGAAUGGACUUCAGGCAUUAUUUCUUAGAGAUUGUCCGUAUGUGUAUUACAUCCACUGUUUUGCUCAUCGAUUACAGUUUGUAUUGGUUUAUGCAGCUAAAGAAGUUGAUGUUAUGUGGGAGUUCUUUUCUCAUCUGGACAAUAUUAUCAAUAUUAUCACUUCUUUCCCUAAGUGCAUUACGGAGUUACAAUCUACUCAAGGAAAUGAAAUUGAGUAUAUGUUAGCUACUAGGGAGAGUGAGUCGAGAAGCGGAGCAAAUCAAGUAGGUAAUUUACAACGAUCAGGAGCAACUCGUUGGAGUUCUCAUUAUGACUCUAUAAAGAGCUUAAUAGAUAUGUAUAAUGCAACUUCCAAAACGUUUGAAAAUCUUAAUGCCCUUCAAAGGAAAUCUCAAGACAUCUUGACCGCUAUGAAAUUCGUUUCUACUACAACAAAACUCCUCCACAAACUAAGAGAUGAUGAUUGGGAAGAAUUUCUUGAGGAAGUGAAAAAGUUUUGCUCAAAACAUGAUUACAUAUUGAUGGAAUUAAAUACAAGAUUCAAUGAUACAUCAGUUGAACUUCUCACACUCAGUGCAGCUUUGGAUUCUAGAGAUUCAUUUGCAUCAUUUAACAGUCUCGAUAUUUGUGCACUUGCUGAGAAAUUCUAUCCUAAAAAUUUUUCAAGCCAAGAUAUUCGUACUUUGGAAUAUGAGUUGCGACACUAUGAGCUAGAGAGAUUGAAUCUCGAUUUCAAUUUCAGUCUUGUUAAAGCUUUGUUUAUGUGUCUUUGA